Molecule: messenger RNA, 1091 nt
Organism: Aphanomyces astaci
Lineage: Eukaryota; Oomycota; Saprolegniomycetes; Saprolegniales; Verrucalvaceae
Product: CMGC/CDK protein kinase
Exons: 4
Coding region: 14-907 (297 amino acids)
Biological process (GO): protein phosphorylation
Cellular component (GO): cytoplasm; nucleus
Molecular function (GO): cyclin-dependent protein serine/threonine kinase activity; ATP binding
Source: RefSeq, a predicted model, not a curated record
GCAGCAUUCAAUAAUGGAGCGCUACCAGAAGCUCGAGAAGGUUGGCGAGGGCACGUAUGGCGUGGUGUACAAGGCUAAGGACCGCGUCACGGGCGAAGUGAUUGCGCUCAAGAAGAUUCGUCUGGAAGCCGAAGACGAAGGCAUUCCCAGCACGGCCAUCCGUGAGAUCUCCCUGCUCAAGGAACUCCAGCAUUGCAACAUUGUGCGGCUGUACAACAUCGUGCACACCGAGCGCAAGCUCACGCUUGUGUUUGAGUACCUCGACCAGGACCUCAAGAAGUACUUGGACGUGUGUGAGAAGGGUCUCGAGAAGCCCAUUCUCAAAUCCUUUCUCUACCAACUGCUCCGCGGCAUUGCGUACUGCCACCAACACCGUGUCUUGCAUCGAGACCUGAAGCCGCAGAAUCUCUUGAUCAACCGUGAAGGCGAGCUCAAGCUGGCCGACUUUGGCCUGGCCCGCGCGUUCGGCAUCCCCGUGCGCAGUUAUACCCACGAAGUGGUGACGCUGUGGUAUCGGUCCCCUGACGUCCUCAUGGGCUCGCGAAAAUACUCGACGCCUGUGGACAUUUGGAGCAUCGGGUGUAUAUUUGCAGAAAUGGCCAACGGAGGGCCGCUUUUCGCCGGCACGUCCGAGGCGGACCAGCUGGACCGCAUCUUUCGCCUCUUGGGCACCCCCACGCUGGACAUUUACCCGGGGCUGGUGGACUUGCCAGAAUACAAGACGGACUUUCCAGUGUACCCGCCGCCGGCGUCGUUGGCGCACCUGGUGCCGACUCUGGACGCCGACGGGUUGGACCUGAUGCAGCAGAUGCUCCAGUACGACCCCGCCAAGCGCAUCACCGCCGCCGAUGCGCUCAAGCAUCCGUACUUUGACGACUUGCCCCAGUCGUCUUCCCAAGCCUCUUAAGACGUAAUGAGUGUGUAUGUGUGUCCUUCUAUAUAGUCAAAUCGAUUUUGCUUGAACCUUGGCCAUCAGAAUGGACAUGUGUUUCAUUGUAUUCUGACCAUGUAACAUAUAGCCACUUGUUGUGGCGGUUGGUCAGAUACCAUAGUAUUCGACUCGAAUGUGUAUCAAUAAUAGUAAUAAUUAC